Messenger RNA from Paramecium pentaurelia, 676 nucleotides. NCBI's taxonomy places the organism in Eukaryota, Ciliophora, Oligohymenophorea, Peniculida, Parameciidae. The record is from the annotation of a GenBank genome assembly.
AUGUUCGUGAGGACCUAAAAAAGAUAAAAACAUAAGGAGUUGACUGAUGUGCUAAGAACUAUAACUUCUCCUAAUUGCUGUGUGAUACCCAAUAAAAUAAAUAUUAUGAAUAUUUUUUAAAAAUAAUGGCUGGAUGAAUUUCAUCAAAUGUGCUAUUACCCUCCCAUUGUUUAUUUCCUUUUAAAAAAAUAGGAUUAUCUUAUUAACAACUUAAAGCAUAGAAGAUUACUUUAAGAUGAGAAUAAAUUGUUGAUGCACAACAAUUCAAAUAACAAAAAUGAAUUGACAUCUACUAAAAAAAGGGAUGCCUAUUCAAAUAAAUGGUAGAAAGUAGGAAAAUUAAUAGAAACUAAAUCAGAUACAGUAUAAGAGGUGUAAUAAUCAAUAAAGGAAUAAAGUCAGAUUUAACAUGUAAUCCAUUUAAGCAAAGGAAAUGAAUUAUGAAGUCUAAAAAGCUAAAAUAUAAUGGUAAAUAGAAGGGGUAAUAGAAGGAACACUUGGCAGAUAGACUGUUGACUGUAUAAUGGAUUUAAUCGAUGCAUAAAAAUUAGGCAAAGGUUUAUUUGUUUCUGCUUCUAUUUAAGGAGGUUUAUAUAUUUAAGUUUAGAUUGAUGUUUAUUAAAUAGGCAAUAAAAUCUUUUGGAAGAGCAAUUUCAUAUUGUUGGAAUUGGAUUGA